AUGAAUUCGCCCUUCACCGCGCUACCCGGGGGCGUCUAUGGCUUCGUGUACGCGGACGACAUCAUAUUGGUGGCCCUCGGGAAGACGAACCCGCGCACAAGAAUAUCUCUGCAGGCCAUCGUCAACGCAGUCGGCCGAUCGGCACUUGCCACUGGAUUCAACAUGGCCGCCACCAAGUGCGCCAUAUCAUGCAGCACAUAUCACCCAGCCAACGCUCGUCCAAGCCGCCUCAACGAUACAGUAAUUCCGUUCCGAAAGAAACCGGUCGUCCUCGGGAUCACCCUCGACCGGAAACUGACAAUGAUACCACACUUCCGGCGACUGAAAAAAGACUGCCAGAGCAGAAAGCGGACCAUUUGCGCCCACCACCUUAAAAACAACCGCCGAGCAGCACUGAACGUGGGACGAUCUUUUAUCCACAGUACAAUCUUCUACGAGAUCGAGAUGACUUGCCGAAACCUAGACGGACUCUCCGACAUCCUCGGGCCCUUAUACCACGGAGCGGUGCGGCUAGCCUCCGGUCUACUACCGAGUACCCCGGCCGAAGCUGCCUGUGUAGAGGCAGGAGUACUACUCUGCCGCUGGGAAACAGCCAGGGUGGCCUUCAGAAGAGCACUAAGCUUCCUGGAGAAGACUUCGGGGGACGAAUGCCCCUUCUCACCACCGCCUCCAACCUGCAUCAAGAGUUCACAUCACACUCAAAUCUUUACCGACGGUUCCAAAGCAAACGACGGUGUAAGAGCGGGGAUCAGCGGCUUGAGGAACGGUCUCUCCUUCCGCCUACCUCUCUCCUGCUCAGUUUUCUCGGCGGAAGCGGCCGCCAUUGCAGUAGGAAUGAUCAAAAGACCCACCGAUACACCGGCGGCCAUCUUUACAGACUCGCUCUCGGUCCUGAGGGACGUCGCUAGCGGGACCUCCAAACAUCCCUUCGUUCAGGCCAUCGAGACACUUCGAGACCCAUUGGUUACCAUCUGCUUGGUUCCGGGCCACAGCGGCAUCAAGGGUAAUACAGAUGCCGACCGAUUAGCCCUCAUCGGCAGACGGGCCCGGACCCGGCUUCCUAAUGAGACUCCAACCAUUGACAUCAUCAGGGAAUUCAACACCAGCGUACAGAACGGAUUCACCAACCACUGGCGGAGAUCUCGAAAUCACACCCAAAAAAUCAAAGGCUCAGCCGACACCUGGACCGAGCAAGACAGCCAGAGGGAACAAAAAAUACUCUCUCGACUCCGCGUGGGGCACACACGAGUAACCAUCGCACACACCGUGUCCAGCGAGCCCGUCCCAGAAUGUGCCUCCUGCAACCCCGUCGAACACCUGCUGUGCAACUGCCGAGAACUGGAGGACCUACGGCGUCAGUACGGCCUGACGGGUCCGAUACGGGACAUCCUAUCCAACGACCCGAUUCGGAAGGAGGCACUCCUCCUCUUCCUAAAGGACGCCGGCCUAUACGACCGCAUUUAA
Topomyia yanbarensis is the source of this 1464-nucleotide messenger RNA. RefSeq lists its product as uncharacterized. The transcript has a single exon. The coding region runs from base 1 to 1464 and encodes 487 amino acids. Gene Ontology annotation, molecular function: nucleic acid binding; RNA-DNA hybrid ribonuclease activity. The record is from RefSeq and is a predicted model, not a curated record. Lineage: Eukaryota; Metazoa; Arthropoda; Insecta; Diptera; Culicidae.